Aspergillus versicolor CBS 583.65 is the source of this 1552-nucleotide messenger RNA. RefSeq names its product MFS transporter. Bases 29 to 1477 code for a protein of 482 amino acids. Gene Ontology annotation, biological process: transmembrane transport. The record is from RefSeq and is a predicted model, not a curated record. The transcript is spliced from 5 exons. Gene Ontology annotation, molecular function: transmembrane transporter activity. NCBI's taxonomy places the organism in Eukaryota, Fungi, Ascomycota, Eurotiomycetes, Eurotiales, Aspergillaceae.
GUAGAGAGCACGCUCGUAUCAUCCGACUAUGGCGAGCGUUGCGCAAUGUCUUGCCCGCAGUGGCAAAGCACCGUCGGGUGCCUCACUGUCCAAAUGGCGGUCCUCGAGGGGCUUCGUUAUAGGUGUGGUUUGCUUUGCUGGAACGACGGACACGCUUCUUUACGGGUUGAUCGUUCCUAUUGUUCCCACUGCACUCUCGGAAAGGGUCAAUUUACCUGUAGAGGAACAACAACGUUGGACUUCGAUCCUUCUUGCGUUGUAUGGAGCAGCGAUGAUCACAUCCUCUCUGCUUUGCGGAUAUCUUGUGCACCGCGUUGACUUACGGCGGUGGCUGUUUAUAGCAGGGCUCGCUGCAUUAGUGGUUGCCACGGCGCUCCUCUGCAUUGGAUCGCACUUAUCUCUAUGGAUUCUGGGGCGUUUACUCCAGGGCUCGGCUGCAUCGGUGGUCUGGACAGCUGGGUUAGCCCUACUAGUGGAUCGAUUUGAAGAAGAUGCACUGGGGAAUGCGCUGGGUUAUUUCGCCAUGUCCACAGUAGCAGGAGCCGUUUCUGGGCCGCUCUUUGGUGGAGUCCUUUAUGAACAUGCGGGCUAUUACGCCCCGUUCGGACUCGCAUUUGGGUUUCUAGCUGUGGAUCUAGCCCUCCGGAUGAUGAUCAUCGAAACGGCGGAAUAUCAGAUACCAUCAGAACAUACGGCCAUGGAGUGUCCACAGAUACCUGGCGAUAAAGACAGUCCUGCCGCUGCUACGGCCGCUGCAGGAAGAGAAGGAGGUAAUACUUCCAGUCAAAGAGACAAAACAUCAAGCGAUCUCGAAUACAGGAACUAUUCAUCACCAAGCUCGUGCCAAUCGACAAAUUACAAGGCAGUCUUGGCCCUACUCCGGUCUCCACGCAUGGCUCUGGCGUUGACGGUCUACAGCGCUGUCUUUACAUCUAUAACGGCAUUCGAUAGUGUAUUACCACUCUUCGUCCAUGAUACCUUUGGUUGGAAUCAAACAGGCCAAGGCCUUAUAUUUAUUGCUCUGCUGGUGCCACAUGUCCUUGACCCCGGCAUUGGGUAUAUACAGGAUCGGUGGCCCAAGACGCGCGGCUAUUUGGUUGCGGCGGGUCUAUUUGCGAUGGUACCGUUGAUGGUAAGCCUGCGAUUUAUUACAGAGAAUACCAUUGGCCAUAAGGUUCUUCUCUGCGCAUUACUAGCAGUUAUCGGCGGUUUUGUUGGACUUAAUGAGGUACCGAUUAUGGUCGAAGUGAACACCAUUGCACUUGAGGCAUCGACGGCGGGGCCCGGGGCGUUGAGCAGGAAUGCUGCGAUCGCAUUGGCCUGUGCGCUCUGUAAUAAUGCCGUUGCUACAGGUUCACUGGUAGGCCCUUUCUUGGGGGGAUUCAUUCGUGAUCAUGCCGGUUGGGGGACCAUGUCGUGGGCGCUGGCGGUGCCGAUGGGAGUGUGGGGGAUUCUUGUGUUGUUAUUCCUUCGCUGAACGGGCUUCUCCAUAUGCAGACUAGAUUACUGUACAGACUGAGAUAUGGGGAAUAUUUGGAGCUGCUUUGGCUGU